Messenger RNA from Symbiodinium sp. CCMP2592, 2034 nucleotides. The record is from the annotation of a GenBank genome assembly. NCBI's taxonomy places the organism in Eukaryota, Dinophyceae, Suessiales, Symbiodiniaceae.
AUGCACCUCACAGAGAAGGGCAAGAGUGCGAUUCUCGCCAUGGCUGAGCGGUUUUCGGUUGAAGGUCUGGCGACUGAGUGGGAAGGCUUCGAAAACAUUCGGAACAGAUUGCGUUCGGAAGACGGCCGGCUUGUGAUUCGGAACGAAGAUCAGACCUAUGAUCCAAGCAAUCGUUUGGCUAUCUUGAAUUUGGAUCUCCUCGCCCCCAUGCUGGUUAGAAUGACCCUCUGCAAACUUAAGAUCCCGGACAUCGAGCCGUUGCGAUCAACGGUGCAGCAGGUUUAUCAACUUGUGAGCAAGGAGCCAUCUGACAGCCAAAUCGACGACGAGGCAUGGGCUCUUCGUCACCUCGUGGGCCAUGUGAAGCGCAAGACCCAAAAGCAACUGGUUUCUUUGGAUCCUGGGAAUUUACAUAAUCUUCAGUCGAAAUUCGAGGAACCGGAUUUCCAAGACAUGUGCCUGAUUUUGAACCCCGACCUCGAGGAUGCCUUUAAAGUGCGGACCUGGUGCGAGAGAUUCGGGAACGUGCAGAAUCCGUCCCACAGCAUUCGCCUGAUGAAACACUGGUGGCGCUUGAUGACAGUCAGCCAGCUGGGGCUGGAGUUUUUGAGCAGCUCGAAGAAGCUCCAGCUCAAGAUGCUGCAGGAUGAGCUGAGAAAGAUUCGUGAGAAGCGAGCGAAGUAUGACCCGUCCAUGAGUUUGCAGCCGGAGGAACCCUCGCCAGGCCGUCCAGAGCCCACAGCUGCAGCCGCGUUGGUGACGCCUCCUUGCAAGAACAGCAUCGGGCGCUAUGAGACGGAUAAUGCAGAGACGCAGCAGUUUGACAUCAUGGGGAUAGAUCUAUCCCAGACUCCUGUGACCCCAGAGUUCAACAAGCCCCAGAGAUUCCCGAGCACAACGUCCGUGGACACUAAGCGCUGGGCCUAUCAGCAUCCCAACGAACCGAAGCCAGAGAAGUUGUCAGAAGCACCCCCGGCACUACAUGCUCAAGACGAGAAACCGUCUGCUGCACCCCCGGCACUACCUGCUCAAGACGAGAAACCGUGUGCUGCACCCCCGGCACUACCUGCUCAAGAAGAGUUGCAAGCUGUUGUCGAGGAGCCGAUGCAUGAUGCUGAGGAUGAUGCUGUGCAGGAUGAUGGAGCUGCUCCAGAUGGUGAAGCAUCGCCUCCCACGAAGGUUUUCGGAAGACGAGAGCAGCUUGGACUCAGAAAGAAGAUCAAGGAGAGCAGGAAGAAGGCAGACCCGGCCGAUGACCAGGGCAGCAAGAAGAAGCUCAAGCGCAAGUCGAGCAAGAGCAAACUUGCUCGCCUGAAGAAGAUGCGCAGAUCGCGCUCUUCUUUUGAGGACUUGGAAGGACCUGAGGAGCACGCGCCAGCCGAGGAAGAGGAGCAAGAGCCGCAGGCGAAAUCCAAGAGCAAAGCCAAGCCGAACAGCAAAUCCGCGCCGAAAGCCGAAGCCGCCAAGCCAAAAAGCAAAUCCGCGCCGAAAGCCAAAGCCGCAGCGAAAAGCAAGGCGACACCGAAGGCCAAAGCCACCAGCCCGAAAUGCAAAGCCAGUUCGAAGAAGGCUUCGUCCUCGAAGUCUCACGAGGACAAUGAGGCGGAGCCCGCCGAGAAGCCCAAGUCAAAGGGGGGGCGACCCAAGGGAUCCAAGAACAAGGUCAAGGAAGCAGACAACGAUGGCAAGAAGGCCCGUGCUGCCAGAGUGGCACCCAGCAUCCGCCUGAACCGCAAGAGCGCCGACGAGACGCCCCACGACCCGGAGGAUUACGACUACAUCCUUCAGUUCGUUCACGACUUCGAGGAUCCCGAAGCCGAGCUUCCGGUGCUCAAGAAGCAGGUCAAGGAGUGGAAGCCCCAGUGGACUUAUGUGGCCCCGGAUAUCUAUUGGGAGUGCGCUUUGACUUUCUACUAUCAAGAUGACGAGGGCACGGACUGCAAAAGCAAUGUGGGCCACUUCCAUUUCGCUAACAACAAGCCCGCGCAAUUGGUCGCCAUUGCCUGCAGCUACUUGCUAGCUGCUUGUCUGUAA